Molecule: messenger RNA, 5172 nt
Organism: Tachyglossus aculeatus (Australian echidna)
Lineage: Eukaryota; Metazoa; Chordata; Mammalia; Monotremata; Tachyglossidae
Gene: MYT1
Product: myelin transcription factor 1
Exons: 23
Coding region: 359-3853 (1164 amino acids)
Biological process (GO): regulation of transcription by RNA polymerase II
Cellular component (GO): nucleus
Molecular function (GO): zinc ion binding; RNA polymerase II cis-regulatory region sequence-specific DNA binding; DNA-binding transcription factor activity, RNA polymerase II-specific
Source: RefSeq, a predicted model, not a curated record
UCAUAUUCUAGUGGACAUGUUACGCAUCUGACAGAAAAGACGUUUAGCACGGGGGAAAAGCCUUGUAUGCAGCCAAGAAACUUUCUGAAUAUUUCUGGAAGAGGAUCACCCGAUAUCAUGCCCUCAAUCCAGAGUUUGGUGGAUAUCUCUCAGGAGCAAACCCUGCUUAUCUUUAAUAGAAGAUCCUUCUGAAAGGGGGAAAAACAAGAUUCAGUUUGUCUCCCUGGAAUAUCUUGCCUGGUAACUUCCAGUCCAAGAAAAUGAGUUCCGGGGUGAGCUGUUGAGUCAGAGGUGGACACGUGGAGAAAAGAUCAGCAGCUGUGAGACUACAAACAGCCUACACAGCAGACACAUCAAGAUGAGCUUAGAAAAUGAUGACAAGAGAGCACGCACAAGAUCAAAGGCAAUCAGAGUACCCACGGAGCUCAUAGGACAGGAGGUGAGCUGCCCAACACCAGGAUGCAACGGCUCAGGGCAUAUCCGUGGAAAGUAUGCACGGCACAGAAGUUUACAGAGCUGCCCGCUAGCUAAGAAGCGGAAACUUCAGGAUGCUGAGGCUGAAAACCUGGUGUCCAAGAGGAAAUCCCACCCCCUGAAGCUGGCCCUCGAUGAAGGCUACAAUGUGGACAGUGACGGCAGUGAGGAGACCGAGGUGAAGGAGGAUUCUGUCUCGGAGGAGUCGGAAGGAACUUUGGAAGAGGAAGAGGCUGAAACGAUAGAACAGGAGGAGAUUCAUAGCCCUGAGCCAGCUGAAGGAAGAAGCCCAGAAAAAUCCCACUAUGGACAGAAUGCAGCCACCAGUACCACUGGUUCCUCCAAGGGCAGUUAUAGCAGCUAUCAAGAAAUCAUUGCCAACUCUCUCUUAAACCUGGGCCAAAUAGCGGAAGAAACCCUUGCUGUCGAGAGCCAGUUGCCAGAGAGCAAAGGACCGGCCCAUAAAUCCAAUACGAGCAUUGUGCACCUGGUCCAUGAGGAGGCAGGGGAAGCCAGCAUGGAUGAGGAGUGUGACAAGGAGAUCUUCAUCCAGACAGAAGAUGCAGAGGAGGUCAUCGAGGUCACCAGUGAGAGGAGUGGAGAGGUGUGCCUGGAACACAGGGAAGGCUUGAACUGUGGGGAGUCCUGCAAGCUGCAGAAAGCCUUGCAGGCCGAAGAGGAGGAGGAGGAGGAGGAGGAAGAGGAAGAGGAGGAGGAGGAGGAGGAGGAGGAGGAGGAAGAGGAAGAGGAGGAAGAGGAGGAGGAGGAGGAUGAAGAAGAAGAGGAGGAGGAUGAGGACGAAGAUGAGGAGGAGGAGGAAGAGGAAGAGGAGGAAGAAGAAGAGGAGCCAGCUCCCGAGGUGAUCUGUGAAGAAGCACCCUCUGCUUCCCAGGACACUCAAAAGAGUCACUGCACGGGACGUUUCAGUCCCAAGCCCGAGUAUUCGGUCAUUGUGGAGGUCCGGUCUGAUGAUGACAAGGAUGACGAUGCGCACUCCCAGAAAUCCGCGGUGACGGACGAGUCCGAAAUGUAUGACAUGAUGACCAGGGGGAACCUGGGCCUGCUGGAACAGGCCAUCGCGCUGAAAGCUGAACAGGUUAAGAUUGUCCGGGAGCCCGGCCGCCUCCCUGGGGAGCAUGUUAAGCAGUUUCAGGCGGACGAGAAGCAAAGCAAACCUUUGGAGACCAUCCGGAAAAACUACUACAGCAAAGAUCCUUCAAGGCCUGAAAAACGGGAGAUCAAAUGCCCGACCCCGGGUUGCGAUGGUACCGGCCACGUAACGGGAUUGUAUCCUCACCACCGGAGUUUAUCUGGCUGUCCCCACAAGGACAGAAUCCCCCCAGAGAUCCUGGCGAUGCAUGAGAACGUCUUGAAAUGCCCCACUCCAGGUUGCACAGGUCAAGGCCACGUCAACAGCAACCGCAACACUCACAGAAGUUUGUCUGGUUGUCCCAUUGCCGCUGCUGAAAAACUAGCCAAAUCUCAUGAGAAACAACAGCCACAGCCCAGCGAUCCACCCAAGAGCAGCUCAAAUUCUGACCGGAUACUCAGGCCUAUGUGCUUCGUGAAGCAGCUGGAGAUUCCUCAGUAUGGGAGCUACAGGCCCAACAUGGUCCCAGCCACACCAAGGGCCAACCUGGCCAAGGAGCUGGAGAAGUACUCCAAGGUCACCUUCGAUUAUGCAAGUUUUGAUGCUCAGGUUUUUGGCAAACGCAUGCUUGCCCCAAAGAUUCAGACUAGCGAAACCUCACCUAAAGCCUUUAAAUCCAAACCUUUUCCAAAGGCCUCUUCCCCCAGGCACAGCCCCUCCAGUAGUUAUGUGAAGAGCACUUCAUCUUCUUCUGCAGGCUUCGACUACUCCCAUGAUGCCGAGGCUGCUCACAUGGCUGCCACCGCCAUCUUAAAUCUCUCCACCCGCUGCUGGGAAAUGCCUGAAAAUCUCAGUACUAAGCAGCAGGAUCUACCAAGUAAGUCCAUGGACAUUGAGGUGGAUGAGAAUGGGACUCUGGACUUGAGCAUGAACAAGCACCGCAAACGGGAAAAUACCUUUCCCAGCAGCAGCAGCUGCAGCAGCAGUCCCAGUGUAAAGUCCCCCGAUGUGUCCCAACGCCAAAACAGCACCAGUGCCACUAGCAGCACCAUGACCUCACCGCAGUCCAGCCAGACCUCACGUCAGGAUGAAUGGGAUGGCCCUAUUGACUAUACCAAACCAAACCGUCAGCGAGAGGAAGAGCCAGAAGAGUCAGAGCCAGCAGCACAUUCUUUUGCUUCCUCUGAAGCAGACGACCAGGAAGCAUCAGAGGAGAACUUUGAAGAGCGGAAGUAUCCGGGAGAAGUUACCUUAACCAACUUCAAGCUAAAGUUUCUCUCAAAGGAUAUCAAAAAGGAGCUACUGACUUGUCCGACCCCUGGCUGUGAUGGCAGUGGACACAUCACUGGAAACUAUGCCUCCCAUCGCAGCCUUUCUGGUUGUCCUCUUGCUGACAAGAGCCUCAGAAACCUCAUGGCUGCACACUCUGCUGACCUCAAGUGCCCGACCCCUGGAUGUGAUGGCUCUGGUCACAUAACAGGAAAUUAUGCAUCGCAUAGAAGUUUGUCAGGCUGCCCACGUGCCAAGAAAAGCGGAAUCAAGAUAACUCCCACAAAAGAUGACAAAGAAGACCCAGAACUGAUGAAGUGUCCAGUUCCUGGCUGUGUUGGGCUUGGGCAUAUCAGUGGCAAGUAUGCCUCCCACCGCAGUGCUUCAGGGUGCCCUCUGGCAGCCCGUAGACAGAAAGAAGGGUCACUCAACGGCUCAUCAUUUUCCUGGAAGUCUCUGAAGAAUGAGGGGCCUACCUGCCCAACCCCAGGUUGCGAUGGCUCAGGUCACGCCAAUGGAAGCUUCCUCACCCACAGAAGUUUAUCUGGCUGUCCAAGAGCAACUUUUGCUGGAAAGAAGGGAAAACUCUCAGGGGAUGAAAUUCUCAGCACUAAAUUCAAGACCAGUGAUGUGCUAGAGAAUGAUGAAGAGAUUAAACAGCUAAAUAAGGAGAUUACUGAGCUGAAUGAAUCCAACUCUGAGAUGGAGGCCGCCAUGGUGAAGCUGCAGUCCCAGAUAUCCACCAUGGAAAAGAAUCUGAAGAACAUUGAAGAAGAAAACAAAAUCAUAGAGGAGCAGAAUGAAGCUCUGUUCUUGGAACUCUCGGGUUUGAGCCAGGCGUUAAUCCAAAGUCUUGCCAAUAUUCGCCUUCCACAUAUGGAGCCAAUCAGCGAACAGAAUUUCGACGCUUACGUUAAUACCCUUACUGACAUGUACACCAACCAGGAGUGCUACCAGAAUCCUGAGAACAAAGACCUGCUGGAGAGUAUCAAGCAAGCUGUCAAGGGAAUCCAGGUUUAGUGCGGCAGGAAAACUAGAUACAAAGCAAAAUUUUACAAACUGUUAGAAGAUGGAAACCUUCACUCCGAGUAUUCAGGGGGACAAGUUGCGCAACUUGUUAAAUGAAUGAAAAAGGACCAAAUUGUAACCGAGAGGCCAUUUACAAGAAGCGGGACUGAAUCAAACUCAAUUUUAGCGUUUACCUACCUUGAUCUUCUUGUAAAUGGUGGUGGUGGUGAUGAUGGUGGUUUCUCGUUCACGGUGUCACACUAGCCACUACUAGCUAGCAAUCAAGGGUGGCUGUAGAAGUUGAGGAUCCUUAUGGUGGCCAGGUUUUCAGGGCCUGGUAGGAGGAAAUGAGGGGAGGCACCUUGGUAAGGGAAGGGCAAAGGAGACAAGGGAAUGUGGCCAAAUUCGUCAAAGGGAUGGAGGCCUAGAAGAACUGGGUUGAACCUUCCUAAAGGAUAUGGCUGACAGACUCACGAUGUCUCCGACUGUCCAUCCACAUCAGUUACUCACACAUGGUCUGCUGUGUAUUACUGUAAGCAAGAAGCUGCGGCUGCAGGCUACCUUUAAAUCUGAACCUAUAUACUAGGUCUCUUACCCUAAGGUGUUCAGAUAGCCACUGGGUGGGGAACUUUUAAGUAUUAAGAAGUUGUUUAUUUUUAUUUUCUGAAUGAAAUCUGAAGAGCAGUUCUGACUCUCCAGUGGAAAGCUCAAAGGAAAAAGGUUCUCAGGGAAGCUAUUGGAGUUUGCAACUACAGUAUUCCUUUGUCUGUCUUAAAUAUGAGAAUAGCUAUUAUGAAUAGACCGAUCCCAGAUAUUUCAUACAGAACCCUAAAUGUGUCAGGGUCUGGUGUCUAUGCUCUUUGGGAGUCUACUUCCUGAGAGUUCUGGUUCUUUUCUGUUAUCACAGCCAUUAGUACUUCCAUGGGGCAUAACACUGGUGGGAAAAUCGAGUUUCUGUGCCAGAGAAACAUUUUAAAAAUGGUUUAAGAUACAACAAAAUCAGUGAAGGCAUGAAGUCCAACAGAGAACUCUGGUGGACCUGGGUCUAUUGGUAACAAUUUGUGUAUAGGGGUUUGGGGGAGUUUCCUCCUUUGUUUUUAUUAUUUUAAUCAAGAUUAUCAGGACUGAACAAAGCACCAUUCCACAGAGAAAGGUUUGGGUGUGGAUUUUCCAAAGAAUCAUUUUUGUUGACUACUACAUGUCUAUAGCCCGCUGUGCACUUAAAGAAUUAAAACCACACAAAAAUGCCCCUAAUGCAUUCAUCUCUAGUUCCAUUAUAUAUAUAUAAUAUAUAUAUGUGUGUGUGUGUCUAUGUGUAUACAUAUGUUAUA